This is a messenger RNA of Helobdella robusta, 1086 nucleotides long. RefSeq lists its product as hypothetical. The record is from RefSeq and is a predicted model, not a curated record. NCBI's taxonomy places the organism in Eukaryota, Metazoa, Annelida, Clitellata, Rhynchobdellida, Glossiphoniidae. The coding region runs from base 1 to 1086 and encodes 361 amino acids. The transcript has a single exon.
AUGCUUCAAUGUUUUGAUCAAACUCUCCGUGACGGCUUCCAAUCGAUUUUCAACGUUUCCCUUGACCCAAAAGGUUGGUUACAGGCAACCCUGCCCAUCUCGGUUGGUGGCUUAGGUUUAGGUACCGUGGUGGAUUUAGCACCUUCUGCCUUCUUGGCUUCUGCUGCUGCCACGGUUCCUCUCCAAAAUUUGUUGUUGCCCAGGGAUAAAAUAUAUUCCGACAAUUUCAGAACCCAAGUUUUUGAUGGGUUCCGGACCGUCCACGGAGCGGGGAUUUGUAUCGAAACCCGUUCUCAAAAGGAGUUGAACGCUCCAUUUAUCAGCAGCUCAGUUGCUAAGCUGCUGGAUUUGAACCAAUCAAAUUUUGAUAAAGCCAAGAUAAUGGCUGUAAAAAGUGAGUUGGGAUCAUCUUGGUUGAAGGCGGUUCCAAAUUCCGCCUGUGGUACCAGGCUGGACGACUCUUGUGUUCGUGUCAGUUUGGGACUGAGACUCGGUUUGCCCAUUUUAACCGAGUAUGUUUGUUUAUGUGGAGCCAAUGUUGAACCCCUGGGCUACCAUGGUCUUUCGUGUCCAUUGGGCCCUUGUAGACAGGCUCGACACUCGGCCAUGAACGACUUUUUGGACAGGUGCUUUCAGAGGGCAAACAUAGCCACAAUUAAAGAACCCACGGGUCUUAUGGAGGAAGGUAGCCUCAGGUCCGAUGGGUAUACUAUUUCACCAUGGGCGCAGGGACGUUCCCUUGCUUGGGAUGUUACGUUCCCUCACACCAUGGCUGAAAGGUACAUUAAUCUUACCUCACAGGAGGCGAGUGCCGCUGCCUUAAGAGCCGCAGACUUUAAAAAUUUAAAAUAUGCGGCUCUUGCAGAAAGCAAAAUUUUUCAGCCAGUCUGCAUUGAGACCUUUGGUCCAACCGAUGCUCAGACUCAGAGUUUUCUGAAUGAACUCUGUAGCAGGAUUGUAGAAGUAUCGGGUGACCCAUUAGAUAAGAGUUAUGUAAAGCAAUUCUUUUCUAUUUUACUUCAAAAAUAUAAUUCUUUCUGUAUUGUGGAUGGAGCGUUAAAAUACCUGUCUGUGCGAAGCGUUUAA